UGUGUAUGCGAGUGAAGAUAUAAAUAUCAUGGUUCAUGCAUUACAUGUUUCAAUUAAAUUUAGAGUGGGAUAUUAUAGGCUUCAUUGUUUGGUCAGAAAUUUUUGCAGACCCAAAUUAAUGUUCACCUUUGGUCAAGCAACACCCACCAAAAAACACUUUGAUUUCCCAUUGCCGCAUAUUUUGUAAAGGCAAUCUUAUUCUUAUGGUAAAAGGGAAAAAAAAAAUAUUCAUUAGUCGGUAAGGGGAAAGUGAGAAGCACAAAAUUGAGGCAAGGUUAUAUAGAAGUCUCAGUUUUAGUUUAAUAGGCACAUCACACUCACAUCUAUUGAAGUUCAUAAUUCCACCUCUUGUGUUUUUUCCAAGGCUUUGCCAACAACAAUUCUUUGGCUUAGAGUUAUAGAGCAUGGUGGGGAGCAUUAUGGGAGUGGUUCACAAUGCAUACACAAAUGGAAGUGUUGGUGUACAAAAUUGUAAUGGGGUGGAGGAGAAGCUUGAUUGUUUGAGAAGGCUAAUUGGGAAGGGUGAUGGUGACCCUUUGAGAAUUGUGAGUGUUGGAGCUGGUGCUUGGGGAAGUGUUUUUGCAGCAUUGCUACAAGACACUUAUGGCCAAUUUAGGGACAAAAUACAGAUCAGGAUAUGGAGAAGGGCAGGAAGGGCAGUGGAUAGAGCCACUGCUGAGCAUCUCUUUGAGGUCAUCAACUCAAGGGAGGAUGUGUUGAGGAGGUUGAUCCGCCGUUGCGCUUAUCUCAAGUAUGUUGAGGCAAGGCUUGGUGAUAGGACACUCUUUGCAGAUGAGAUUCUCAAAGAUGGUUUUUGCUUGAACAUGAUUGAAACACCACUUUGUCCUUUGAAGGUUGUCACAAACUUGCAAGAAGCUGUUUGGGAUGCUGAUAUUGUUGUCAAUGGCUUGCCUUCAACUGAAACAAGAGAGAUCUUUGAGGAGAUUAGUAAGUAUUGGAAGGAGAGGAUCACAGUGCCUAUAAUUAUCUCUUUGUCAAAAGGUAUAGAGGCUGCAUUGGAGCCUGUUCCACAUAUUAUAACUCCAACAAAGAUGAUUAACCAAGCAACUAGAGUGCCUAUGGAGAACAUACUCUAUCUUGGUGGUCCAAAUAUUGCCUCAGAAAUCUACAACAAGGAGUAUGCCAAUGCAAGAAUCUGUGGAGCUGAGAAAUGGCGGAAACCUCUGGCGAAGUUUUUACGACAACCACACUUUAUUGUCUGGGAUAACAGUGACCUCGUCACGCAUGAGGUCAUGGGUGGCUUGAAAAAUGUCUAUGCAAUAGGAGCUGGAAUGGUAGCUGCCCUUACCAAUGAGAGUGCUACAAGCAAAUCUGUGUACUUUGCACACUGCACGUCGGAAAUGAUAUUUAUCACUCAUUUGUUGGCUGAAGAACCUGAGAAACUUGCAGGGCCAUUGCUAGCUGACACUUAUGUGACCUUGUUAAAAGGCCGUAACGCUUGGUAUGGCCAGAUGUUAGCUAAGGGUCAAUUAAGACCAGACAUGGGUGACAGUAUUAGUGGCAAAGGAAUGAUUCAGGGAGUGUCAGCAGUGGAGGCAUUCUUUGAACUUCUGAGCCAAUCUAGCCUGAAUGUGUUGCAUCCUGAAGAAAACAAACCUGUUGCUCCUGUAGAGCUCUGCCCUAUCUUGAAGACACUCUACAAAAUUUUGAUAUCAAGGGAACAGUCAUCACAAGCUAUUCUGAAAGCCUUGAGGGAUGAAAAUCUGAAUGAUCCUCGUGAACGAAUUGAGAUUGCACAAAGCCAUGUUUUCUACAAGCCUUCACUUCUUGGACAACCCUGAUUGUUUUCUCAUUGGCAAAAGCCAAAUGUGGAUGCAACUAUAUAUGGAAGCAUUUGUCAACUCAAAGAGAAUAUUUAAAUGAGCAUGAAUGUAUUGUUUUGUGAUGGAUUUUGUAUUA
Molecule: messenger RNA, 1920 nt
Organism: Glycine soja
Lineage: Eukaryota; Viridiplantae; Streptophyta; Magnoliopsida; Fabales; Fabaceae
Product: glycerol-3-phosphate dehydrogenase [NAD(+)] GPDHC1, cytosolic
Exons: 5
Coding region: 405-1802 (465 amino acids)
Biological process (GO): glycerol-3-phosphate catabolic process; carbohydrate metabolic process
Cellular component (GO): glycerol-3-phosphate dehydrogenase (FAD) complex; cytosol
Molecular function (GO): NAD binding; glycerol-3-phosphate dehydrogenase [NAD(P)+] activity
Source: RefSeq, a predicted model, not a curated record